This is a messenger RNA of Macrosiphum euphorbiae (potato aphid), 3198 nucleotides long. The record is from the annotation of a GenBank genome assembly. NCBI's taxonomy places the organism in Eukaryota, Metazoa, Arthropoda, Insecta, Hemiptera, Aphididae.
AUGGAGAAACGUAAAUUUCAAUCUGGGGCUUCGAAACGUUCAGCCAAAAGAAGAAAUGAUUUGAUUGCUUGUGAAACUAUUGAUUCUAAUCAGCAAUCUACUUCUAAUAUAAAUGUUCAAGACACUAGUCCUUAUAAAGAUUAUGAAGAUAACUCUGAAAACCAAAUUAAUGCUGAUGUACAAGCUGAUGUACAAGCUGAUGGGCCUUAUAUUAAUGAAGUAGAUAAAUCAGAAAACCAAAUUAAUACUGAUGUACAAGCUGAUAGUCUUUAUAUUGAUGAAGAAGAUAAAUCAGAAAACCAAAUUAAUACUCAUGUACAAGCUGAUGGGUCUUAUAUUGAUGAAGAAAAUAAAUCAGAAAAAUUCGAAAAAAUUAAUUUAUACGUUAAAAUGAAUUUUACUGAAUUACUUUCAAUUGUUUCAAACAGUGAUACUGGAAUUAGCUUUUUACAACAACAUAAUAUAGUUAAAGUUAGUGAAGUGUGUGAAAAUGGCCAUAUAAUGUUUAUCAAGGGAUCGCGAUGGCGUUGUCAAAAAAGAAGUUGCCGAAAGGAAAAAGGAUUACGAAUUAAUAAUUGGCUAACUGGUUCUAGACUACCAAUACACACAAUAGUCCAUUUCAUAUACUACUGGGCCCGAGAAAUGUCUUCAGUAACAUUUUGUAAACGUGAACUAAAUAUGGGACAAAAUGCUGUGGUUGAUUGGAAAAACCAAAUUAAUACUGAAGUACAAGCUGAUGGUCCUUAUAUUGAUGAAGAAAAUAAAUCAGUUCCAAACACUGCAUUAUCUCCUGAAGCCAUAGAAGAAAUUACAUUAUUUGUACCGCCUAAUAUUAAUGCGAGUGCUAGUGAUAAGUUGUGUUUCCUAAGAUACCAUCCAAUUCAACCUUCUGGAGAUCUUCAUAAUUUACCAUUUAAAACAUGUCGUUUAUAUUAUCGAAUAAUGUCAAAUCAAACUAUGGUUCAAAGAAAAUGGCUUUCCUAUUCACUUCAUCUCAAUAAAAUUUACUGUGUUACCUGUUUGUGCUACACUGAUAGAACCAGUCCGUUUACUCAGGGUAUAACACCAUCGACAAAACAUGUAUAUAAUCAAGUUGAAUUACAUGAAAAAAGCAGUACUCAUGGAAUGGCACUCAUGUCGUUUUUAUUACAGAGUAAAAAUCAAUGUACUAAGUCUUUAUUAACAAAAAAACAUAGUGAAGAUGUAUUACAAAGACGGCUAGUGUUACGAAGAAUAAUAGAUAUUAUUAAAUUUAUUGGAACUCAGGGUCUGGCAUUCAGAGGAAAACAUGAAGCAGCAUUUUCGCUUGACAAUAAUAAUACUAAUCAUGGAAAUUUUCUUGCACUAGUUUUACUACUUGCAAAAUAUGAUCCUGUACUUGAUCGCCAUGUUAAUACAUCGAUAGAAGCAAGUAAAAAAAGAAAAGAAACUCAUCAUAAUACUAAAGGGCGUGGUAACUUAGUAACUUUUUUAUCUAAAACAACAAUUAAUAAACUUAUUAAUAUUUGUGGAAAUCAAAUUCAAUUGGCAAUCGCUUCUCAAGUAAAAGAAGCAUGGAAGUUUAGUUUGGAAGUAGACUCGUGCCAAGAUGUAGGAGUUAUGGAUCAAGUUGCAAUUUGUGUUAGAUAUGUACGAAAUGGCAUUGUACAUGAAAGAUUAUUAUGUAUGACUCCUAUCCGUAAUACUGCUGGAAGACAAUAUUUUGAAUUGGUCAAAACUAUUUUGAAUAAUUUAGGAUUAGAUAUUAGAAAUAUAAUCAGUUCAGCUUUUGACGGUGCUAGUAAUAUGUCUGGAAGAUAUAACGGACUACAAGCAGCGUUAAAAGAAGUGUCGCCUUCAAUGAUUUAUACACAUUGUUAUGCUUAUUCACUUAAUUUGGUUAUGAUUGGCUCAUGUUCAAGUUGCUUAGAAGCCCGCUUAUUUUUCGGACUAUUAGAAAAGGUUGCAGUAUUUAUUGGAAAUUCUUAUAAACGUACAUCAAAGUGGAUUGAAAAUUUGGAACAAUUGGUUGAAGGACGUGAGACACUGAGAAGAUUACAAAAAAUUGGAAUUACUAGAUGGUGGGCCAAAGACAAGGCGCUUGAAACUAUAUUUGAUGUAAACAGGUAUGUUGUGCUUUUAAAAACACUUUAUAGUAUAGCGUACAGUGAUCAAUUUGAAUCCAAAGUUAGUUUUGAAGCUCAAUCUAUUUUGCAAAUAUUCUUAAAAUUUGACACAAUUCUUGUAGCUUUUGUUUUUAAAACAUUAUUUAAGUACACUACACCUGUCAGUAAAUAUCUUCAAACUGUGUCAUUGGACUAUCUAACAGCACAUCAAUUAUUAAAGAGUUUAGAAAAACAAUUAUCUAAUAUGGCAAAAGAUUCAAUAUCAACAUUUGAUAAUAUUUUGAAAGCUGCAUUAUCAUUUGCAAGUUCUGUUAAUGAUAUUUUAACUAAAAAUGAAAUUGAAUUAGAAAUUGAGACAAUACUAUCACAUAAACGAUCACGGAAAGUUAAAAGAAUGUUUGAUGAAACUGCAACAGAUGAGUCAGUAAGUGCUUUUGAAAAUGAUAAACACAAGUUUCGCGUGAGUGUUUAUCAAGUUGUAAUUGAUACUGCAUCUAGACAAAUCAGUGUAAGGUUUGGUGAUUCAAAUACAAUUAUGCAAGAUGCUUCAUACUUGGAUCCUAAAAAUUUUAAAAGAAUAAAUGAAGAUCCGAGUGUGAUCCCACAAGGAGCCUUACAGUCUUUAGCAAAAAUGAGUAGUGUUGAACGAGAUGGUUUAGUUGAUCAAUUAAUAUCUUUUGCAUCCAUUUAUCAUAAUAUUUCAAAUAAUACAGAGUAUCAAUCAAAUGUCUUUGAUUCAGAAAAUGAUGAAGAAGAAACUCUAACAUGUUCUAUUGAUCAAAACUGUCAAAAGUGUAUUCCAUGUGCUAUUAAAUUAUUGAAAGAUUUUAAUUUACAUAGUAGCGCAUACUCAGAUUUAUAUAUUGCAUAUGAAACUUUAUUAACAAUUUCUUUUACCCAAGUCUCAUGUGAACGUUCUUUCUCUAAGCUUAAAAUUAUCAAAACUCGUCUCAGAUCACUUAUUGGUCAAGACUUGUUGGAAUCCUUAAUUUUAAUAAAUUCUGAGGCAGAUAUUAUUUCCGAAUGGAACUAUGAUGACAUUAUUGAUAAGCUUGCUAGUACAUCUAAUGAAAUGAAGCGAUUGUUAUUUUAG